CACUUCAAAACGUCGUUUUAACUGAAUAAUUAAUUUUAGUACAAAUUUUAUACAGAUAAACAAUAAAAGGGAUUUAUAUUUUUUUCCAGGCUUUGUAAUAGUAGAGUUACAAUACUGAUAUACAAUAGUAAUUUAAUAGAUAAUAUAAUAGUAAGAUAGAGUUAGGCACUAGUUACUUUUCAUACAAACUUUUCGAAAUAAUAGACAUAUACAUAUAGACGUUCCGAGACCAUUGGAACAAUGCACCAUCAAUACUGCAGGCGUAAUGAAAUUAAAUUCCUAACGGACCGUGUGACCCUACCUCUGUUCCUAGCCACCCGCGUCAGCUCGAAGAAAAGUUAUGAAUACAAAACAAGAACUGAGGAACUCAUCCAUAAAUUGUGCGAAGAAGAAAAGCGACCGAAUACGAAAAUGCGAAGCGUUUAUGAGAAACGCAUUGGAAAAUAUGCCGAAAACCCACGACCCUGCAUAAAUUUGCGACGCAUCAAGCUCGUGCGCGAUCACAUCGAUACCAAAUAUUUUCAUUUGCCGCCAAAUAUCUACGAAACGAACAAAAUACCUUUUGAGACACGACGCGGGUUAGGCGGCGCUUACUGGCAUAGAUCACCUACGACCAAGUUGUCACCAGAUAAUGCACACGCCUUAAAGUGGCAGUUCUAUAAUAUACCGCGUGAUAGCGAUCGCUUCACAGAUCGACAUAAUCAUUACAAAGGCAAAUUUCGGACAAGUGAGUCAAAAUUGACACCGAAAGGUCACGGCACAGAAUGGAAUUCACAGAGCGAUCUCGCCGAAAACCAAAACGAACUGGCAAAGGACUCCCAAUUAAACCGUCGUCAUCUAAAUUGGGAUAUAAAAUCUCAAAAUUACGAUUCCCGAACAAAUGCAGCUAAGCCAAAUCCACAUGUAUUUUUACGAAAUUCCUGUGUACCCGAAAAACGUAUGAGCUAUAUACCGCGUCAUCAAAGCUUUCAGCCUGCCGUUGGUCGUUACGAAAUUGUAAUGGAAACCGCCAUCCAACCCGUCAUCCAACCCGCCACCAAACGCAUUCCCUCCACGACGACCAAAAAGAAACUCAGCCAUUCACAAAGCAUUACAAAAUUUGGAACUGGCGAUGUACGACGACGUCUACUUCACUGGAUGCUCGAUGCAGCAACGCUUACACAAGCGAAACAGUUUGAUCUUGAUGACCUGGAAGAGCCGCAGAUGCCAAUCAAAGAAACAUAUAUUCGAUUUAACUCAAUUAUUGCGCAGCCGAGGCUGAAAAUCAUUCCUGGAAGUUCUAAGCGUCCAGCUCCGCGUGCAUCUACAGCCAGCAAACAGUUUCAGUUAAGCCGCAAGAAAGCGACUGUGCAAAGACAGUUUGUCCCUAAAAGGGAGUACAAACGUAACUUAAAAUUUCGGUCACUUCCCUCGCCGAAAGUCUUGGCUUCAAAGACCGAGAUCUUCGCAAAUAUAUAUUCUUGUGAUACGCCGUGCUUUUAUUUUAGAAAGCUUGAUAUCAAUAAGUAUUUGAAAAAGUCAACUGCAAAUAAAACCCAAACUAAAUGUUAAUCUAACCUCAAAAAUUAUGGGGUUUCGAAAAUGAAGGAAGUAGGUAGGCGCAACCGAAGUUAUUUCCAGAUUAUCUUAGUUCAAAAUAAA
Molecule: messenger RNA, 1641 nt
Organism: Bactrocera dorsalis (oriental fruit fly)
Lineage: Eukaryota; Metazoa; Arthropoda; Insecta; Diptera; Tephritidae
Exons: 5
Coding region: 241-1551 (436 amino acids)
Source: RefSeq, a predicted model, not a curated record